Messenger RNA from Austrofundulus limnaeus, 1494 nucleotides. It is a transcript of the gene foxf2a, whose product is annotated as forkhead box F2a. Lineage: Eukaryota; Metazoa; Chordata; Actinopteri; Cyprinodontiformes; Rivulidae. Gene Ontology annotation, cellular component: nucleus. The record is from RefSeq and is a predicted model, not a curated record. Gene Ontology annotation, molecular function: RNA polymerase II cis-regulatory region sequence-specific DNA binding; DNA-binding transcription factor activity, RNA polymerase II-specific. The transcript has 2 exons. Bases 284 to 1366 code for a protein of 360 amino acids. Gene Ontology annotation, biological process: regulation of transcription by RNA polymerase II; animal organ morphogenesis.
GUAGGAGGGGGUGAACGGGAUUUGUUUGGUGGUCGAGUUGAGUUUGGACGGGGGGGUAUGCGUAAAGUGGAAGAUCUUUAUCGUCCCUCUCCUCCGGGAUGAUUGAGAGAGGAAGGUCUGUGGAGGUUGGAUGGGUUUGGGGUUAUAAUCUCGCAAAGCUUCGCGCAAGAACGAUCAACCUGUGACAUGUUGCAUUUUGGAGAACUUUUUAUCCAWACUUAAAAAGUGAGUAGAAGCAACUUCUUUUUUUUUAAAACAAGUGUUUGGAGUCCGGAACAGAAGCAUGGCGAGCGAGAUUCCCUUGCAACAUCUGGAUCCCCGUGUCCCUGUGCGCUCUGGUUCAGCUGCUGGUGCCGCGCAGCUGUGCGCACAGCCGGCAGUGGAGAGCGGUCAGAGCGCAAUWAAAGAGAAAAAGGGAAACCCGAGCUUGAGGCGCCCUGAGAAGCCCCCUUACUCGUACAUCGCUCUCAUCGUGAUGGCCAUCCAAAGCUCACCGAGCAAAAGACUCACUUUAAGCGAGAUUUAUCAGUUCUUGCAGGCCCGCUUCUCUUUCUUCAGAGGAACGUACCAGGGAUGGAAAAACUCCGUCAGACACAACUUGUCCCUGAACGAAUGUUUUAUAAAGCUGCCAAAAGGUCUGGGGAGACCUGGAAAGGGUCACUACUGGACCGUCGACCCGGGCAGCGAGUUUAUGUUUGAGGAGGGCUCCUUCCGCCGCAGACCGCGGGGGUUCCGGAGAAAAUGCCAAGCUUUGACGCCGAUGUACCGGAUGAUGAACGGAWUUGGCUUUGGCGCGUCUGUGCUCCCUCAGAGCUUUGAUUUCCAAUCCGCUUCAGGUUCGUUAGCAUUUCACAACAGCUACAACUUAGACCUGAUGGGUAAUACAGUGCCAGGUGGAUUUGAGGGGCUGGGAGGGGGGCAUCACGUCCCGCAUGUCUCAUCAAGCUCCGGAUAUAUGGCCGCCUCUAACUCGGACUGUUACCCGGACAGCAGCAGCAGCAGCAGCCCCCUGCAGUCCUCAGCAAUGGUGGGCUCGUUGGACUGUCAGCAUCAGUAUGCAAAUGCAGCUUCGCACUGGAAUGCGCCUGCAUCCUCCUUCAUCAAACAGCAGGCUCAGAGCGCGUCAUCUCAUCCUCUGGAUCACAGCUACCUGCACCGCAGCGCGCGAGAGGCACCUUACGCUUCAGGAGGACUGUCUCGAUUUUCCAGCCCCUCAGCUGCUCCUGUUCGGGACAGGAAGGAACUGAUUUUAAACCUAAAUGGAUUCUCUUCCCUCCAUCCCAGCAGCGGAGGAUCUUAUUCCCAUCAGCAUCAUCACCAUCAUCAACAGAGCGUUUAUCAGGACGUGAAGAUAAAUGUGAUGUAACAAGAAGAGGAGAAUGGGACUAACUAAUAACAUUUUUUUGUAACAUGACUGGAUUUUUUCUCUUUACAUGUUUGACGUCACACACAAGCGAAAUAAAUUCAGAAAAAUGUGAAUUACUCAUACACUCA